GGGGGGGGGGGCGGCCCUGGCAGGCGCCCGGCGGGUCCGGCCUCGGUGGGAGGGGAGGGGUAAAAAAAAUAAAUAAAUGAACCCCGCUGCCCGCCCCGGGUGUGUAUAGCAGCUCGGGACGAGGUGGGGUCACGCAGAGAACCAGUGCCUGUUUGCCCUCGGAGGAGUCCUUCAUGGCAGUGUAAUGUCAUCGCCGCUUGGAAGGCUGUCUCUUGGUAUGAGGUAACACCAUGAUAUGGGACUUAUUUAUUGAAAUAUGUUUUCUGGAAUGAAGUAGACAAGCAACGUAGGAAAGGUGUAACUAUUUAUAAGUAAUGACAGUUCAUUUGUCUCUAGAUACAUAUUUGUUCUUUGUGAUUAACCCAAAAAGUCUUUGGUGGAAGCAAAGAAACAAAUACCUGAGUUUGUAUAGACCUAAAGUCUUCUGGAGGAUAAAUCAUGAUGUUCAUCUUAGAGUUUUCCAUACAAGCGAGCCUCAGUGUAAAUGGGCCAGAAGCCGGACGUUUUGGUAUAACAAGCACAUUUACAGCCAUGACUUCUUAUAUUACAGAGUUUCUAAACUGUUGACUUCUUCUUCCAAAGGACUUACAAAAGUGAACAGUCGCAUGUCACGAAUUAAGAAUACUAUAGAGUCUGUUUCAAAGGCAGUGUCUGGCACUCACAGUGAACUGGUGUCCCGGAUAGCUCGGUUAAAGUCACACUCAGGUGCUCUAGGAAAAACAACUAAAAGUAAUGCAGAUGAAAAUAACCUCAGUGCCAGUCUGGAAAAUGGUAAACAAGUUUCAGAUGCCAGAACUCAGGAGGAUUGCAACAGAGGCCUAGCUUCUGGGAAAUGCACUGAUGCAAAUGAAAGCUUGGAGUCUAUGUUAAAAAAAUCGAGUGGCGCUAAUCAAGAUACUCCAGAAGAUUCAGCCUCUAAAACCCACCUUUUCCACAUAAGCUACCUAUCUACGAAUUUUGGAGAGACUUACAACUUUGUAGCUGACCAUAUCAAUUGGUACUUCAGUAAUAAUUCCGUAAUGGAUCAAGAGAAAAAGAGGAAUGCUUUGUUACAGGACUCUAAAAGUGAAGUGACAAAUAAGCUUGGUUCAUCAGAAAAUACUGUAAUUACUGAAGAAAAGACAGUGACUUCAGCAGCUACUUUAGCUCCUGAGACAGAGACUCAGGAUGCUGAAAAGACAAGUACUGCUCUUCCAGUUUCCACUAAGAAAAGUAUUGCAAACUUUCUUUCCUAUCCCAGUAACAGCAUACAAGCUUUUGUAGACAGUUACAUUGGUGGGUUGGUGCCCAAGCUGAGGUCGGAAACAAAAGUUGCUGCACCAGAAAAGAGUAAACAGAUAGAGCAAGAAGGGUCUGAGAAGGAUGAGGAAGACAAAGCAAAAGAGAGUAAGACUGCAGAAGACAGGGAAAAGCAUCUGUCAAUUCAGAGAGAAAAGAUCAUUGCGCGAGUGAGUAUUGAUAACAGGACUCGAGCUUUAGUUCAAGCCCUAAGAAGAUCCUCUAAUCGAAGAAUCUGUAUCAGCAGGGUUGAAGAACUGACUUAUCAUCUUCUGGAAUUUCCAGAGAGCAGAGGAGUUGCAAUUAAGGAAAAAGUAAUCCCAUGCCUACUUCGACUGAGACAAGCAAAUGACGAAAGUCUUCAGGCUGCUGUUAGAGAGACUUUAGCAAUAAUUGGAUAUACAGACCCUGUGAAAGGCUGGGGAAUUCGAGUCCUUGCUAUUGAUGGAGGAGGAACAAGGGGUUUAGUUGCACUUCAAACUCUACGGAAACUAGAAGAACUUACUGGAAAGCCAGUUCAUCAUCUUUUUGACUACAUUUGUGGUGUAAGCACAGGAGCUAUAUUAGCAUUUAUGUUGGGGCUAUUCCAUAUUCCUCUGGAUGAUUGUGAAGAACUAUAUCACAAGUUAGGAUCAGACGUUUUUAAGCAGAAUGUAAUUGUUGGAACAGUCAAAAUGGGUUGGAGCCAUGCCUUUUAUGACAGCGAUAUCUGGGAAAAAAUGCUCAAAGAAAAAAUGGGCUCAAAUCUUUUGAUUGAAACUGCAAGAAAUUCCAAAUGUCCAAAGGUAGCUGCAGUAAGCACCAUUGUAAACAGAGGAACACCACUCAAAGCAUUUGUUUUUAGAAACUACAAUCACUUUCCUGGGGUUAAGUCUCAUUAUAUUGGAGGCUGUCAAUAUAAACUAUGGCAGGCCAUUAGAGCAUCAUCUGCUGCACCAGGUUACUUCCAGGAAUAUGUCUUGGGCAACGAUCUUCAUCAGGAUGGAGGUUUGCUUCUAAAUAAUCCUUCUGCACUGGCAGUUCACGAGUGCAAGUGUCUUUGGCCAAAUGUUCCAUUGCAGUGUCUGAUAUCGCUGGGUACUGGUCGAUACGAAAGUGAAGGAAAGACGAAUGUCACAUACACCAGUCUGAAAGCCAAGCUCACAAAUGUUAUCAGCAGUGCAACUGAUACAGAAGAAGUUCACACCAUGCUGGAUGCACUGUUACCACCAGAUACUUACUUCAGAUUUAACCCUCUUAUGAACGAAGACAUACCUCUGGAUGAAAGUCGGAAAGAGAAGCUCAAUCAGCUGCAGACAGAUGGAAUUCGUUAUUUAGAACGAAAUGAAGAAAAACUGAAAAAAGCUGCAAAAAUAUUAACACAAGAAAAAUCGACUUUGCAGAAAUUUCAUGAUUGGAUAAGAUUAAAGGCUGACAUGUAUGAAGGCCUUCCCUUUCUUUCCAAAUUGUGAAUAUGUAAUGCAUGAAAGAUUGUAAAUGUAAAUCCUAUUCCAGAAAACUCAUCCAGUACUGUAAAGGAAGAAUGUUUAUUGUGGGUAAAUAACAUCUUUGGAAGGCUGUCCAUAGAGUUCUGGUGAAAGCAGUUCAGGAUGGCUGUUUUGUGCACACUUACUUGGUAUAAAGUUUUAUGGUGUUAAUUAUUUUUUGAACUUUAGGGAUCUUACUGUUGUUCUACUUAAAUUUGUUAAAGUUGGUAAAAACUGCAAAUUAUGAAAGCAAUUGUGCUAUACAUUUUUCAAUGUAUAUACCAUAAUUAUGGUGGCAGUGAGCCUUUAUUCGUCAACUACCAGGCUUCUUCAAAAUUAACAAAAAAUAAAAUCUUCAUUCGCUUUAGAGUAGGCAAUGUACCUGUUGAGGCUCUUAUGUAGCCAGUUAAUAUAAAGAAAUGUAACAUCUUACAAACACUUUUCCUGUGUUAAUUGCACUUUUACAUUUGAAAGAUAACAUCUAAGUUCUUUUUUAUUAUUUCCAAUGUUUUUGUACAUAACCGUAUUCAGUAAGAUGUUUGGAUGACUAUAAAUGGCAUAUUAAAUUAUCAAAAUUAACUGAUAUUUUGGGGACUUGCUGCUUACUGUUUUUAUUGGAAUGAUUUCACAUUGGUUCAUUCAUUAUUUGAAAAUAAUCCCAAGCCCCCAGACUUCCUUUGAUUCCUGUCAGAGGAUACAGGAAAUAACUAGUGAACUGUUUGAAAAUUUUAUGCAAGUGAGAAGCUUAUUAUAGAAGCUUCAGUUUUGGAUGCCAAACUUCACGUGUUCCUAGGCAAGAGAAAUUUAGCAGUUGAUACCUAAAAGAAUAAAUUAUGCAUUUCCUUUUAACUUUUA
Messenger RNA from Oxyura jamaicensis (ruddy duck), 3599 nucleotides. RefSeq names its product patatin like phospholipase domain containing 8 (gene PNPLA8). Lineage: Eukaryota; Metazoa; Chordata; Aves; Anseriformes; Anatidae. Gene Ontology annotation, biological process: arachidonate metabolic process. Bases 315 to 2729 code for a protein of 804 amino acids. The transcript is spliced from 11 exons. Gene Ontology annotation, cellular component: membrane. The record is from RefSeq and is a predicted model, not a curated record.